AAUGUUUUUGCCCAUGGUUCAUUAGCUAUAAAUCAAUUAAAAAGUACUCGUGAAACAAAAAUAUCAAAUCAAGGAAGUAUUAUGUAUGGCACAGAUAGUGGAACUAUUGGAUUUAUUACAAAAAUGGAUCCAACACUAUGUGAUUUUCUGGCAGACUUACAAAAAAGCUUAACUACUGUUGUUAAAGAAAAAGUAGAAGAUAUAACAUCAAAUAAAGGAUUUUUUGAUGGGGAUUUUAUAAGAAAAUUUUUUGAAUUGUCCAAUUCAAACCAGAAUGCAGUUAUUCAAGGACUAACAGGAUUGUAUGAUACAGAAUUCCAGAAAAAUCUAGAAGAAACAAGCAUUGAUGUUUAUAAGACAAUUGGUUUUAUUGAAGAUUUAAAAAAGUUAUACUAAUUAACAUUUUAAUCCAUCUUA
Molecule: messenger RNA, 417 nt
Organism: Melanaphis sacchari
Lineage: Eukaryota; Metazoa; Arthropoda; Insecta; Hemiptera; Aphididae
Exons: 3
Coding region: 82-396 (104 amino acids)
Source: RefSeq, a predicted model, not a curated record